Messenger RNA from Drosophila subpulchrella, 2202 nucleotides. Its product is annotated as protein escargot. NCBI's taxonomy places the organism in Eukaryota, Metazoa, Arthropoda, Insecta, Diptera, Drosophilidae. The transcript has a single exon. The coding region runs from base 220 to 1632 and encodes 470 amino acids. Gene Ontology annotation, biological process: regulation of DNA-templated transcription. Gene Ontology annotation, molecular function: DNA-binding transcription factor activity, RNA polymerase II-specific; RNA polymerase II cis-regulatory region sequence-specific DNA binding. The record is from RefSeq and is a predicted model, not a curated record.
CGAUUGACAUAACCAGCUCUCCUAACCUGAACAUAACCGCAGCUUAACCGAUACAUUCAACCGCUUCGCCUUACGGAACACGCGUUUUGUAUCUCUGUGUAAUAACCGAAAAUCUUUGUGCCUGUGUGAACAUGAGGACACACUAAAAAAAAAAGUGACAAGAAAAAUCCAGAACUUUUUCAAACAAUUCUUAUAAACUCUAACGAAAAAGCAAGAAAAAUGCAUUCCGUGGAAGACAUGUUGGUGGAGAAAAACUACAGCAAGUGCCCGCUGAAAAAGCGCCCGGUUAACUACCAGUUCGAGGCGCCCCAAAAUCACAAUCAAACCCCCAACGAACCCCAGGAUCUGUGCGUGAAGAAAAUGGAAAUUCUGGAAGACAAUCCCUCCGAGGAGCUGAUCAAUGUCAGCGAUUGUUGCGAGGACGAGGGUGUGGAUGUGGACCAUACCGAUGACGAGCACAUCGAGGAGGAGGAGGACGAGGAUGUGGACGUGGAUGUGGACUCGGAUCCCAACCAGACCCAGGCUGCGGCUCUGGCUGCUGCCGCUGCCGUGGCCGCCGCAGCCGCCGCCUCCGUGGUGGUGCCCACACCCACCUACCCCAAAUAUCCCUGGAACUUCCACAUGUCACCGUACACCGCCGAAUUCUACAGGACCAUCAAUCAGCAGCCGGGUCACCAGAUCUCCCCGCUGCGUGGCGAUCUCAUUGCGCCCAGUUCGCCGAGUGACUCGCUGGGCUCCCUGUCGCCGCCACCACACCACUAUCUUCAUGGACGCGCCAGCUCCGUUUCGCCGCCCAUGAGAUCGGAAAUCAUCCACAGACCUAUUGGCGUAAGGCAGCAUCACCACCGCUUCCUGCCCUAUCCACCAAUGGGUGGAUACCCCAACCUGGGCGGCUAUACCCAUCAUCAUCAUGCUCCGAUUUCGCCGGCCUACUCGGAGAACUCCUACUACUCCAUGCGCUCGAUGACGCCCGAGUCCAGCUGCAGUUCCUCGCUGCCCGAAGAUCUGUCCCUGAAGCACAAGAACAUGAACCUGAACAAGAGCCAGCAGCCUGGUGAACUGCCCGCAGCCAAGACGGCAGGGGAAUCCUCGCCUGGACCCAGCCCCAUCUCCUCCGCCAAGAAGGACAAGAGCCAGCCGCCGCGUUACCAGUGCCCGGACUGCCAGAAAUCCUACUCCACCUUCUCGGGCCUGACCAAGCACCAGCAGUUCCACUGCCCCGCCGCCGAGGGCAACCAGGUGAAGAAGUCCUUCAGCUGCAAGGAUUGCGACAAGACCUAUGUUUCGCUGGGUGCCCUCAAGAUGCACAUUCGCACCCACACGCUGCCCUGCAAGUGCAACCUGUGCGGCAAGGCCUUCUCCCGACCAUGGCUCCUCCAGGGACACAUUCGCACCCACACGGGCGAGAAGCCCUUCAGCUGCCAGCACUGCCACCGGGCCUUCGCCGAUCGCUCCAAUCUGCGGGCCCAUCUGCAGACCCACUCGGACAUCAAGAAGUACUCCUGCACCAGUUGCUCCAAGACCUUCUCGAGGAUGUCCCUGCUGACCAAGCACUCGGAGGGCGGAUGUCCUGGCGGCAACGCCGGAUCCUCCAGCAGCGAACUCAACUACGCCGGCUAUGCCGAGCCCUAAGGCGAUCUGCAACAGGCUGUAUAUAACGUACACAUAUAGCUGAGAUCCCAGCCAUGUUCCACCAAAAAUUAGUUCCUAGCUCUCUUAGGCGGCUCCAAGUUCCCGAAACACAAAAACUCCCAGUGCAGACACACAACUUCAAGCAGAAUUUCACUUAUUUUUAUUUUCUAGUCAGCAUUUUCUCCGAAAAAAACGAGAAAAUUAAAAAUUACAUUUUAAUUUGUACCCCCCAAAACACUUUUGUAACACAUAUCCCCCCAUUUGAUUAAUUCGAACCAUUUUUUGAGUGUGUGCCCAUAUCCUAAAGAUGAACUUUGUAAAGUAUUCUACGAUUUAUCCUGUACAUAAUGUAUUAUGUCUAACUGUAGACUUUAAGCUGAAAACAAACGAAACGCCAGACAAUCGUAAGCAAGACAUACAACAUCUCUCUAUUUUAUACGAUAGUAUUUUUAGCCUAGCUGUAGACCGUAAAAUAUUUUUGAUAUGACCCUACUUUUUCGCAUAUACAUUGAAAAUGUUGUACUUUAACCUAAGUGAAGAUAAGCGAACAACAAAUAUUUUGAUACGAAA